Periconia digitata is the source of this 587-nucleotide messenger RNA. NCBI's taxonomy places the organism in Eukaryota, Fungi, Ascomycota, Dothideomycetes, Pleosporales, Periconiaceae. The record is from the annotation of a GenBank genome assembly.
CUCACUGUUAUUGGCCCGUGCAUUUUUGAAGAUAUGAAGCAGCUAUUUAUAAGAUUGUCUUCCUCAAACUAUCAUUCUCUUCCUCUACGUCGUGCUGCACUCCAAACCAUGGCGUGGCCUCCUAAUGACCCCAAGAAAAAGGGCGCUAUCGCUAAAACCAAGAAGCAGAGCGAUGAGCUUCGAUUGGAAAAAGCCCAGAAGGAGUACGAGUCGCUUCUAGCUACCUGGAGAGAACAAGAGGCAGAACUUAAGAACUUCCAAGAUGAGCUUGAGAAGGGCAAGUAUCUGCAGAUGGUGGAGGAGCCCAUCAAAACCCUCAAAGCUUGGAUCGACUUUGUCAACGAUGUGCGAAAGAUCCCCAACAAGAAUGACGAUCAAGAGUUCAAAAAUCUCUUCGACAAGUACAUGCAAGAUGCAGGUUGGGUUGAAAUAUUCCAGUUUCUACGUGAAAACCCAACCUGGAGGAAUGCCAUUCCGGAGCUCGAUGACAUCAGGCGCGAGUAUGAGGGUAUGCAGGGCGGAGAACGUGAAGCUUGAUGGAUCGAGAAAUAUUAUAUGCAACGAUGCGGCUGAGCUUCAUCACUAUU